Molecule: messenger RNA, 2073 nt
Organism: Macaca mulatta (Rhesus monkey)
Lineage: Eukaryota; Metazoa; Chordata; Mammalia; Primates; Cercopithecidae
Gene: F2RL2
Product: coagulation factor II thrombin receptor like 2
Biological process (GO): positive regulation of Rho protein signal transduction; phospholipase C-activating G protein-coupled receptor signaling pathway; thrombin-activated receptor signaling pathway
Cellular component (GO): plasma membrane
Molecular function (GO): thrombin-activated receptor activity
Source: RefSeq, a predicted model, not a curated record
UACUGAAGCAUCGAGUGGGUUACAUCCUUUCCCUACAGCGGACCAGUGCAAGUUUCCUGCCUGCUCGGCACAGGAGAGCAAACUUCUACAGACAGACCAAGGCUUCCAUUUGCUGCUGACACAUGGAACUGAGGUGAAAUUGUGCUCCAUGAUUGUAUACGUUUCAUAACGUUCAAGAGACGAGACUCAGGUCAUCAAAAUGAAAGCCCUCAUCUUUGCAGCUGCUGGCCUCCUGCUUCUGUUGCCCACUUUUUGUCAGAGCGGCAUGGAAAAUGAUACAAACAACUUGGCAAAGCCAACUUUACAUAUUAAGACCUUUCGUGGAGCUCCCCCAGAUUCUUUUGAAGAGUUCCCCUUUUCUGCCUUAGAAGGCUGGACAGGAGCCACCAUUACUGUAAAAAUUAAGUGCCCUGAAGAAAGUGCUUCACAUCUCCAUGUGAAAAAUGCUACCAUGGGGUACCUGACCAGCUCCUUAAGUACCAAACUGAUACCUGCCAUCUACCUCCUGGUGUUUGUAGUUGGUGUCCCGGCCAACGCUGUAACCCUGUGGAUGCUUUUCUUCAGGACCAGAUCCAUCUGUACGACCGUAUUCUACACCAACCUGGCCAUUGCAGAUUUUCUUUUUUGUGUUACAUUGCCCUUUAAGAUAGCUUACCAUCUCAAUGGGAACAACUGGGUAUUUGGAGAGGUCCUGUGCCGGGCUACCACAGUCAUCUUCUAUGGCAACAUGUACUGCUCCAUUCUGCUCCUUGCCUGCAUCAGCAUCAAUCGCUACCUGGCCAUCGUCCAUCCUUUCACCUACCGGGGCCUGCCCAAGCACACCUAUGCCUUGGUAACAUGUGGACUGGUGUGGGCAACAGUUUUCUUAUAUAUGCUGCCAUUUUUCAUCCUGAAGCAGGAAUAUUAUCUUGUUCAGCCAGACAUCACCACCUGCCAUGAUGUUCACGACACAUGCGAGUCCUCGUCUCCCUUCCAACUCUACUACUUCAUCUCCUUGGCAUUCUUUGGAUUCUUAAUUCCAUUUGUGCUUAUCAUCUACUGCUACACCGCCAUCAUCCGGACACUUAGUGCAUAUGAUCAUAGAUGGCUGUGGUAUGUUAAGGCGAGUCUCCUCAUCCUUGUGAUUUUUACCAUUUGCUUUGCUCCAAGCAAUAUUAUACUUAUUAUUCACCAUGCUAACUACUACUACAACAACACUGAUGGCUUAUAUUUUAUAUAUCUCAUAGCUUUGUGCCUGGGCAGCCUUAAUAGUUGCUUAGACCCAUUCCUUUAUUUUCUCAUGUCAAAAAUCAGAAAUCACUCUACUGCUUACCUUACAAAAUAAAUAGUGAAAUCAUCUUAGAGAACAAGGACAGCCAUCACAGAGAAUGUCUGUUUUCACGGACAACACAUGCAUAGUGCAAGGAGCUCCAUUUCUGAGCUCCUAAGAAAUAUGCUUCAAAUGUCAAACAUUACAAAAGCAUUAGUUUUUUUUUUUUUUUUUGAGACUGAGUCUCACUUUAUCACCCAGACAGGCAUGCAGUGGCGCUAUCUUGGCUCACUGCAACCUCCGCCUCCCAGGUCAGCCUCCCAAGUAGCUGGGAUUACAUCACCACGCCCAGUUAAUUUUUGUAUUUUUAGUAAAGAUGGGGUUUCACCAUGUUGGCCAGGCUGGUCUUGAACUCCUGACCUCAAGUGAUCCGCCUGCCUCGGCCUCCCAAAGUGCUAGGAUUACAGGUGUGAGCCACUGAGCCAGUCAGCAUUAGUAAUUUUUAAAAAUACUUUAUCAGUAUUUAAAAAACGUUAAUGCAGGAGAAAAGAUAUCACAACUCUUUAUGGAAAAUGACAUUUCCAUUUGCCUUAUUGCUACUUCAAGCUCUUUAAAUCGCCAUCUUCCCUGUUUCUGUGAGUGGUAUUGCCAUCCUUGACAUUUGACAUCAUUUCUUAUUCUUUGGUCUCUUUUGACUCUCAUGCUGGUGGCUGCCUCAUCAACUGAUCCUAUCUUUGUAGGGUCCCUCACCAGGAUUCUUUAUUUAGUUUCACCUUUGCCUUCUUUUUUCUUUUCUUUAAUAGAGACGGGGUCUCGCUUCGUCA